AUGCAUAAGCCCUCGCUCACCCAUCUGGUGUACAACGCCCUCUUCAGCAAGCCUCGCGGGAACGAUCCGUCCUCCUUCUCCUCACACAUCACCAGAAACCUCGUCCCUGAAGUGCGAGUAGAGACAUCGACCUUCUAUGGAACGCUGGAUUGCAUCGAAGCUCAAUAUCCCGGCCUGGACUACUCGUAUGGCCCUCAUCGCAUGAGACUAGGCCGUUUCCACCACCACAAGAAGCUGUUCAAGGUCUUUGACGAGCUUAAGCUGACCGAGGCUGAGAUCUCGUCUCUCUGUCGCUGGGAGGGCACAAAGUCGGCUAGAGAACGGUACGAGCGAGACACCGGCAUCAAAGUGCGAGACACCACCGCAGACGAGAUCAAGCCUGCUGCCCCCUCGAUGCCCCCUACGCUCCAUGUCCACGCUGCCCCUGUACGAGAAGAGAUCGAGGAGGAAGAAGCAGAGGUAGAAAUAGAAGACGACGAGUGCUGCUCUUCUCCCUGCCGGCAGCAGAUCAUAGACGGGCCCAUACUACCCAGCAACGCAGGAUCGGACACCAACGGACCCAUUACUGGCGAGAGUGGAACGGAAGAUAGCAGCAGCGACGAAGACCUGGAAAGCUACGGAGUGGCCCUGAAUGAACACCUCCUAGAAGCCACAGCCGCUCGGGAGCGUGGGAUCAAUGUUGCCCUUGACGAGAUAUGGGAGCAAUGGCUCAAGGAAGCCAUCGAACGAGGCGGCUAUACUGACAUGCUCGAUGCCAUUCGUGAAGGACGCGCCAUUGACUUUACGCAGAGAGGCGUCUCUGUGCACCACCACCACCAUCAGCAUCACCAGCAUCACCAGCACCAAUACCAUGCUGCAGGAUCAGGGUCGCCCGCACAUCAUACCGCUAGCUACCACUCCGCCAGCUCAAGACUACCAGCUAUAAACAGCAACGACAUCAUUCCACCGAUCUCAACUGUUUCUGCAACUGUCUCGGCCCAGCCAUCAAGAGACCUUCACCACAGCUGA
Molecule: messenger RNA, 1008 nt
Organism: Nannizzia gypsea CBS 118893
Lineage: Eukaryota; Fungi; Ascomycota; Eurotiomycetes; Onygenales; Arthrodermataceae
Exons: 1
Coding region: 1-1008 (335 amino acids)
Source: RefSeq, a predicted model, not a curated record